GGGCGAAGGCAGCCGGGAGACGACAUGGCCUCGCAGAACACGGACCCCGCGGCGGCGGCGGCUGCGACCCGGACCCCGCGCCGGCUCUCUGCCACUCACGGGUGCCCUUCUCUGCCCCGCAGGCUGCAGCAGGAGCUGAUGACGCUGAUGAUGUCCGGCGACAAGGGGAUCUCGGCCUUCCCCGAGUCAGACAAUCUCUUCAAGUGGAUUGGGACCAUCGACGGAGCCGCGGGGACGGUGUAUGAAGACCUGCGCUACAAACUGUCUCUGGAGUUCCCCAGUGGGUACCCCUACAAUGCCCCCAAUGUCAAAUUCCUCACCCCCUGCUACCACCCCAACGUGGACCUGCAGGGCAACAUUUGCCUGGACAUCCUCAAGGACCAGUGGUCAGCCCUCUACGACGUCCGGACUAUCCUGCUGUCCAUCCAGAGCCUGCUGGGGGAGCCCAACAUUGAGAGUCCCCUGAAUACAGAUGCUGCAGAGUUGUGGAAGAACCAAGCAGCCUACAAGAAACGUCUCCAUGAAUUCUAUGCAAAGCACGCGAAAAGCCCGGAUCCCUGACAGGAGCCGCUGGCUGUCUCCACCCUGGGGGUGGCUCUCUUUCCUCUUCCUGUCCCUCUCUGCGCUGACGAUGAAUGCCGGGUUGUAUUAUAAGUUGUUUUUAAUUUUAUUUGGCGGUUUGUGUCUUGCUGGUUAAUGUAUAAAUAAAUGUGUGUCGUGUUUUUUUCUACCUUGGGGGCUUUUCUCGCUUGCACU
Messenger RNA from Gekko japonicus, 756 nucleotides. It is a transcript of the gene UBE2C, whose product is annotated as ubiquitin conjugating enzyme E2C. Lineage: Eukaryota; Metazoa; Chordata; Lepidosauria; Squamata; Gekkonidae. The record is from RefSeq and is a predicted model, not a curated record.